AGGUUUUGGUGUGUCUGGUUGUGCGACAUGUGAUGGAUUCUUUUUUAAAGACCAAAUAGUUGCUGUUAUUGGCGGGGGAAACACGGCUGUUGAAGAGGCCUUAUUCCUGACAAACUUUGCAAAAGAGGUCAUAUUGAUCCAUCGCCGUGAUGAAUUGCGUUCAGAAAAAAUUCUUCAAGAUCGCCUAUUAAAACAUUCCAAGAUUCGUCCUCUUUGGAACCAUGUGGUGGAAGAAUUUUGUGGUGAAGAAAAUCCCAACCGCCUGACUCACCUGAAAGUUAAAAAUGUUCUAACAAAAGAAGUCUCUGAUUUGCUUAUAGACGGUGCUUUUGUUGCUAUCGGACACAAACCAGCAACAGAUAUUUUCAAAGGGCACGUUGAUAUGGAUGACCAAGGAUAUAUUCGUGUCCUUCCCGGAACACCACGCACAGACAUCCCAGGGCUUUUUGCUGCUGGAGACGUUCAUGAUCACAUUUAUCGCCAAGCUGUAACCGCAGCCGGAUUUGGGUGCAUGGCUGCUUUAGAAGCUGAACGUUUUCUCGCAGAACAUAACGCUUAA
Molecule: messenger RNA, 559 nt
Organism: Stylophora pistillata
Lineage: Eukaryota; Metazoa; Cnidaria; Anthozoa; Scleractinia; Pocilloporidae
Product: thioredoxin reductase-like
Source: RefSeq, a predicted model, not a curated record